GCAGGAGCGGCCUUGACCGUAGACUGAUCAUAGAGCGGGUGGAGCGGCCUGUACAGAGCGUCAGCCCCCCCGGCCCCGCCGUCACUUUGUCACCGCCAUGGAGCGCAGAUUGUCCGGCCGCAUGUGGGGCCAUCCCCCCCGGGAGGAGAAUGGACGCUUCCAGCUGCCCACACACGACUUCAUGGAGUUCCCGUUUUUGCCUGGACACCCCCAGCUGAGUGAGCGGGUGCGGAAGCGUCUCUAUUACGGGUGGGAGGCGGAUUGCCCAAUGGAGAACCUGUCCAGCCCUGUGGCCGACAUCGCUGUGGAAUUGCUACAGAAAGCAGCGCCCAGUCCCAUCCGUCGCCUGCAGAAGAAAUACGCGGCUCAUGUAUCCAGGGAGGCGUGCAUCUCUCCCUGCUCCAUGAUGCUUGCCCUGGUCUACAUAGAGAGGCUGCGACAUCGGAACCCCGAGUACCUGCAGCAGAUUUCAUCAUCCGACCUGUUCCUCAUAUCCAUGAUGGUAGCGAGUAAGUAUCUGUACGAUGAAGGAGAGGAGGAAGAAGUGUUCAACGACGAGUGGGGAGCGGCCGGGAGACUGGAUGUCCAGACAGUGAAUAACUUGGAGAUGAAUUUCCUCCGGGCAAUUGACUGGAGUUUGUACACUCAACCGAGGGAAUUCUUUCAGGUGCUGCAGUGGCUGGAGGGCCGAGUGGCGGAGCAGCAGGGUAUGAGGCGCGGCUGGUUCACCUACACGGACAUGACCGUGCUGCUGGAGCAGGGGAUGUGGCAGAAAGCCAUCAGUGACUUCUGCCAGCAAGUGACCAAGCUGGCCUGUCUCCUGAGUCUGAUGUACCUGACGGGAGUCGCCACCUUCUUCGCCUCUGUCGCCGUACUACACAAGGCUACAGUCGAGAUGAACGGCACGGCGCUUCUCCCCUGUGUCAUGGAGACGACUUCAGAUGUCCCCGUGCCUCUGAUUGUUCCGGUCCCACCAGAAGAGAUCAUCACCAGCGCUGGUGCGACCAUUCCCCCGUGCCCCCCGGAAGAGGAGAGCGCGGAGAGGCGCCAAAGCGUCACAGCUACGGCCUUGUAUCUAUGGGGCUCUGUGCUGACUGCGCUUACGUACAGCGAUCCAGGGGGAGCCACGAGUGAGGAGCCACAACCCCCUGACCAAUACUGUCCCUAUUGCUCUAAACCAAAACAGUCUACCUGGCCCAAGAUCUGCCGUCAGAAGAACGCCACCCGCUGCGGUGACAACCUGCCAGUCGCAUGUGCCUUUCCCGGACUCCAAAACUAUGGCUUCCAUGACCCUCUGCUUCACCCCGACUCCUGCGUCCUCUGUCCAGAUGGCUCCACAGAACCGGACUUGUCCAGAAACCUGGAACUAAAGACCCAUUUCUGCGGGGGCAGCAGCUUUGACAGAUUAAAGACCCUUAUCGUUCCAGGUUAUGCAAAGUUACACAGGCUCAUCCCCCCGAUAGUCCGGCCUGUGCUCUACUUCUAGGACUUCCCUUCAGGAUUGAAUCUUCUAUAUACUAUCAGUUGCGAUAGCUUUUAUUUCACUAUGACCUAUAACCUCUGUUCAUUGGGCACUUUCUGUAGAAUUUGUAGGCAGUAGUAAUAAUUUUAGCAGUUAAGGGUCCAGACGUCUUGGAGAUUCCUGUUCAGGAUCUUCUUGAGUGUCCUGUGCCUUUUAUGUGGGGAUGGACAUAACCACUUAGGUCAGUGUUUCCCAACCGGUGAAGGCUACUAUCCAGCUUUCCUAGACUCCUGAAUGGCCUAUCAGACUGGACCUUGAUUUUGU
Messenger RNA from Hyla sarda, 1786 nucleotides. RefSeq names its product cyclin Pas1/PHO80 domain containing 1 (gene CNPPD1). Gene Ontology annotation, molecular function: protein kinase binding; cyclin-dependent protein serine/threonine kinase regulator activity. Lineage: Eukaryota; Metazoa; Chordata; Amphibia; Anura; Hylidae. Gene Ontology annotation, biological process: regulation of cyclin-dependent protein serine/threonine kinase activity. The transcript has 8 exons. The record is from RefSeq and is a predicted model, not a curated record. Gene Ontology annotation, cellular component: nucleus; cyclin-dependent protein kinase holoenzyme complex. The coding region runs from base 98 to 1486 and encodes 462 amino acids.